AUGAUCGGGCAGAAGACUCUCCACUCCUUUUUCUCCUCCAGCGCACCUAGGAAGCGGCCCUCGUGCACAGACCUACCGGAGGACCCCGACUCGGAGGCGGUGGCGGCGGCGGAGAGCGAAGAUGCCACGAUCAGCCCCGCCAAGAAGAGCCGGCCCGAGGACCAACCCAGCACCCCCUCCUCGCCCCUGAGCCCCGAGCAGCUGGACCGGAUCCAGAAGAACAAGGCAGCGGCCCUGCUCAAGCUCGCCUCCCGAAAUGUCCCCCCAGGCUUCGGGGAGAGCUGGAAGCGGCCCCUGAGCGCCGAAUUUGGCAAGCCUUAUUUCCUAAAGCUAAUGGGAUUUGUUGCAGAAGAACGAAAACAUCAUACCAUUUACCCACCUCCACACCAAGUCUUCACCUGGACACAGCUGUGUGAAAUUAGAGAUGUAAAAGUUGUCAUCUUGGGGCAGGACCCCUACCAUGGACCCAACCAAGCUCAUGGACUCUCCUUCAGUGUUCAGAGACCUGUUCCGCCCCCUCCAAGCUUGGAAAAUAUCUAUAAAGAGUUGUCCACAGAUAUAGAUGGCUUUUCCCAUCCUGGGCAUGGAGAUUUGUCUGGAUGGGCCAAACAGGGUGUUCUCCUCCUCAAUGCUGUGCUCACAGUCCGAGCUCACCAGGCCAAUUCGCACAGGGAGAGAGGGUGGGAGCAGUUCACUGACGCUGUGGUGUCUUGGUUAAAUCGGAACUCGAAUGGCCUCGUCUUCAUGCUCUGGGGAUCCUACGCGCAGAAGAAAGGCCUCUCCAUCGACAGGAAGCGCCACCAUGUCCUGCAGACUGCCCACCCCUCUCCGCUCUCUGCCUAUCGAGGGUUCUUUGGGUGCCAGCAUUUCUCCAAGACCAACGAGUUGCUCAAGAAGUCUGGCAAGAAGCCAAUUGAUUGGAAAGCUCUUUGAAGUCCUUGGAGCUGGUCUGGAGGGAAGGGUCCAUCUCUCUUGGCUUUGAAAAGCUCUUUUUGUUGGGGGCCUGGGGUGGGGGAUUUGUCUGAUGGUCCAAGUCUAAUAGAGAAAACAAUGGCGGGACCCCCUCUUGGGGGCCUGAGAAGUAUCCAGAAAGACUGAAGGUGGCCCUGAGCCAGAGCACCUGCUCGGGAUGCCAACCGUUAGUCUGAGGCUUUCUCGAGCUGGUCAGUGGGGAAAGGGUGGUGCCCCUUUGUUCGAGGCAGCUGAAACGUUGCUUUGCAUCGGCUAACCUGGGCUGUCCACCCUGUGGGUUUGGGUCAUUUUAUUAAUUUGCUGGUCUACAAGGAAAAGCGGAUGAUCCCUUGGAGCUCUGCAGAAGGGAGGCGGCCUCUGGAGGCUGAAGGGAGGAGGGGGCUCCAUUUUAGCUCAGGGGGAUUGAGGGAGCCCCCGCCAUGGGGAACAUUCAGAAAGAUCCGCUGGGGUGAUUCACAAACACUUGGGGGAAGGUGGGAAAUUCUGGUUCUGGUUCUGGUUCUUUUAACUGAGAUGCCAAAGUAGAGAGGUUUGCUCGGCCCGGAGGAGGCCAUGACAAUCCACAAGUUCUUGGGCAGUCCUGAGAAUACAAACAGGACUUCCUCUCCAAAGGAACGGACAUCCUGUGCCGGACGGAGCAUUCUGGGGGCCGGCCAGGAAGCCGGCUGUCUGUCUGUCUUUGGGGAUAGGGGAUGGGGCAAGGGGCUCUCAUGGAACAAAAGCCCCUCCUUCUGUGCCCCUCUGACCAAAGCAGCAGCACUGACUGACGGUAGCAAAUGUAUACAACCAGUUUGACACUUUUUAUACGAAGGAUGUUUUGUUCUCUUAUUUUUUUUAAUCGUUUUUACAGACUUUUAGUUUUUUAUGGGGGGCUGCGUCAAUCCACCACAGAUGGGGGUGUCUGGCUUGUGCUGCUAUGGGGGCCUUGGGCUGAUCUGGGUAAUAAAACACGAUUUGAUUCUUGUGUUGAAAGAGGAGGUCCUGGGUUCGGAUUUGGUCUCAGCCGCUUCCUAGUCACGUGUUUGCGGGUGCUGGGAUCCUGGGAUCCUGGGCUUUAGCCCAAAGUACCCGCCAAUGUCUUUUCUGGGGUUCCAUUGAGGCCCUCCAGUCAUUUGUGAAAUGCUGACAAAGCCCCUGGCUUGUAAGGGCUGGAGAGAGGUGUUCUUCAUGAUGGCAGGGUGCCCGAGGACCAGGGCAGGCCCGCCCUUCAGAUGGAGCUUCAAGGCACUUCCUAGCUGGGUGACCCUG
Molecule: messenger RNA, 2220 nt
Organism: Gracilinanus agilis (Agile Gracile Mouse Opossum)
Lineage: Eukaryota; Metazoa; Chordata; Mammalia; Didelphimorphia; Didelphidae
Gene: UNG
Product: uracil DNA glycosylase
Exons: 7
Coding region: 1-933 (310 amino acids)
Biological process (GO): base-excision repair, AP site formation via deaminated base removal; base-excision repair
Cellular component (GO): mitochondrion; nucleus
Molecular function (GO): uracil DNA N-glycosylase activity
Source: RefSeq, a predicted model, not a curated record